CUUCCCCGUGACGCCGCUGGUUUUUUGCGCGCGCUAUCUCAGCGGAGCAGCUCGCGUGCAGCUCUGCAGGAUGAAGCUGAGUCUGAACGCAUCGGAGCCUCGUCAUCCUCAUCCUCAGCGCGUGUGAGGUCUCCAACAGUGUGGAUAGAUCGGUCUUUCCUCCAGUCUCUCUCUCUCUCUCUCUCUCUCUCUCUCUCUCUCUUUCUUCCCAUCUCUUUUUCUCUCUCCAUGCUGGUGUUUAUCGGCUGACCCAUGGGCCGCUCUCCGGUCAGCCUGUCCAGACUGAAGCUGGGGAGAUUAAAGGUCGUGCGGCGGCAGCUACUUCAGCGCUAUGAACACCAGCCCUUCGUCUCCUGUCUGGCCGGACUGUAUGGCUGCCAGUGGAGGCGCUAUCAGAGGGCUAAAGCUCAGCCUGGAGAGUGCUGCUGCAGCCGGCUGGAGUGUGGAAGUUUUGGCCUCCUCAUCGUUACGUUUUUCCUGACGCUGGUGUUCCUGUAUUUCUGGAGCGAGGCUCAGAAUGACUACAACGACUUUGAUUGGUUUAACUUCGGAAACCUGGGCUUUUGGUUCCCCUGGUCGGUAGUGCUGCUGGUGGUGUCUGCAGCACUUUUCACCUACAUCGCCCUCCUGCUGGUCUUAGCGGUGUGCCUUCUCUCUGAGGGACAGAGGCUUUACCUACACUGGAGCCACAAGAUUGGUAUUCUGGUGACCCUCACCUUCUCUAUCAGUGCCACAGCUGUGCUCUCUGAUCUGUGGAGCAAAGAGUGGAAAACCCUCCUGCUCUCCUUUCAGGUCACAGCACCCUUCCUCCAUGUGGGUGGAGUCUUGUUAAUGACUCUCCUGUCCUGGCCAAUAGCCUUACACUUCUUUCGAAUGAAUAAGAGAGUGAGGCAGGUGAUUAUUCUGGGAUUGUACCUGGCUGUGCUCUUCACUCUGUAUCUGGUUCCACUGGGCAUGUAUUCCCCCUGCAUUAAAGAGGAGGGUACACUGGGCCCGGCGCCGAUCCUCAUCGGGCACAGAGGAGCCCCCAUGCUCGCUCCCGAGAACACGCAGCUGUCCUUCCAGAGGGCUGUGGAGGCCGGAGGAGAAGGGCUGGAGACCGACGUCACCAUAAGUUAUGAUGGCGUGCCCUUCCUCAUGCAUGACAGCACACUGAGGAGGACCACCAACGUGCACGAGGUUUUCCCCAACCGGACCAGCACCCCUGCGGCCAUGUUCACCUGGGCCGAGCUGGAGAUGCUCAGCGCCGGAGCGUGGUUCCUCACGAGGGAUCCGUUUGGGACGGCCUCGUCUCUGGACCUGGAGGAGCGCUCUCUGGUGGAGAAUCAGACGGUUCCUAUGCUGAAGGACUUCCUGGACUUGGCUGCUCAGCACGGCAGGCUGGUGAUUUUCGACCUCCGUCGUCCACCACAGGGUCAUCCGUACCACGACACGUGGAUCACCCGGAUACUGGAGGUCCUCCACAACGAGUCCUCCAUUAAUUCCAGUCAGGUGCUGUGGCUGCCAGCGGAUCAGAGGGACAUUGUGCAGGAGCUUGAUCCGGAGUUGCAGCAGACUUCCGGAGACCGAGCCUCUAUUGAGGAGCUGCAGGAGGAGCACAUUGUCCACCUCAACCUGCACUACAGCUCCUUGAGCCAGGAGCAGAUCAGUAAGUACGCCUCAGUGAACAUCAGCACUAACCUGUACGUGGUCAGUCAGCCGUGGCUGUACUCUCUGGCCUGGUGUGCUGGGGCUCAGUCCGUCACCACCAACGCUUUGCACCUGCUCAAAAACCUGCACAAACCCAUCUUCCUCAUGACUCCACAUGAGUACAGCAUGAUGUGGAUCCUGACAGAUAUCAUCUCCGCAGUCCUCAUUACAGCUGUUUUUAUAUUCCACUGGUGGCGUGAGAGAGGCUUACCUUUCUGGUCCGGCAGUAGGCAGGUGCAUGAGAACGGACCCUACAGCAAGUUCAGGACUGAUACCUCAGACGUUCAGGGUGUUCGCUGGAACCCCCUCUUCUCUGACGACACUGUGUGGACCGUAGUCUCUCUGCCUCAGGACACUGUCCACCUCCCGCAUGACAUCCCUGUGCAUGGCUACCCUGUACUGCAGAGCUGAGCGACGUUUGGUCCAUCUCCAGCCUCAGCGUCCGGGGGGAGGGGCGGAGUCAGCCAACUUCACCCAAUUUACCCACCAUUUCCGAGGAGCCGCCAGUCUGAGCCCGGCCAGGCGGAGGCACCAGAGAGGCCAGCGGUAACAGCAAAGACUUUCUGCUGCUUAAACGCUGCCCACUCGAAGCCAUUCAUCCAUUCACUCAGGCUCCAUCGCCUACAUAUUCGCUUCUGCGUUCCAGAUGGACGUGAGGGACACAUAGUCUACACAUUCAGACCACUGCUUCAUAUGCAAGUAGCCACAUACGGAGCAACCAGCAUCUUUUAACCGAAAACCAAGGAAAACAGCAUUCGUGGAACACUUCUUUAAUGAAGUUUUUAUGGUGUUAAUGGCACGAGAAGCUCCUUGGAGUCCUCUGCUGCUGAUGAGGUGAAACACAGGAAUGGGAUGUAUGGAUAUAACCCAUACUGGAGGAAGAAAAAUCUCUCUCAGUGCUCGUUCAUCAGCAUAUUCAUUACAAUGAGGCAUCAGCGGAUUCAUCGGAGUGAGAAAUGGAGGAAAACUUACUGUUCUCUGUGUCUGAAUAUGUGGAUAGACAUAUACGUGUAUAGAUAAAGAUUUUGCUACAAUAGGAUUUUAAUGGUAAUGAAUUAUCAUUGAAUGUAGCUUAUAAACAAGCAACUGCAUUUAGCAUGAGAGCAAAAAAAAAACCUCUUCGUUCAGCUUCUUUUGCUUAUAUGGAGUCGCUAUGUGAUAAAAUUACAACCAAAUACA
Molecule: messenger RNA, 2868 nt
Organism: Pygocentrus nattereri (red-bellied piranha)
Lineage: Eukaryota; Metazoa; Chordata; Actinopteri; Characiformes; Serrasalmidae
Gene: gdpd4a
Product: glycerophosphodiester phosphodiesterase domain containing 4a
Exons: 17
Coding region: 253-2100 (615 amino acids)
Biological process (GO): lipid metabolic process
Cellular component (GO): membrane
Molecular function (GO): glycerophosphodiester phosphodiesterase activity
Source: RefSeq, a predicted model, not a curated record